GUUGUGUCCUGCUGAUCGUGCCAUCCCUGGACUGCGUGACCGCUCCUCUUCCUCCAGUCUCCGGCCCAACGGGACUGUGCGAUGGCUGAGUGUGCCUGAGAGGCGUCCGGGGUGGGGGAUGAGAGAGGAGGUGCAGGGUACGCAGCCCACUGCCACCAAUGGAUGCCAAGCUGCGUGAGGAUUUGUUCAGGAGGUAUGUGGCAUCGCUGGAGAAACGACUUGAAGAGGGUUCUGGUAGCGGGGGAGAAGGAGGUGGUAAGCAGGGGUCCACGAGCGAAGAGGCGCUCAUCUCCACGGCUACCGCUCUCUUAGGGGCCUACCAGCCCGACCCGGGGAACCGGUUCCGAAUGGUACGGUUCUACGACAUUGUGGAGAACUCACUACGGACCCACAGGGGCUCAAGCCUCAAGUCCCUGGAAACGGCCUUCUCUACCCUGGAGUCGGUCUGUACCAACUUACUGCUUUUUCCCUGGAAGAAAGAGUUUCGCUGUAUCAAGACCUUCACUGGGCCAUAUGUGUAUCAGCUGCAGUCAGCCAUGUGUGAUUCAGACCUGCGCUCUCUGCUGCGCUCCAUGGGCUAUACCAGGGACCAGGAGCUGCAGUACCACGUCAGAGACCAUCCUGGCGGAGCUCCACACCUCCGACAGCUGGCCUUUGAGCUGCUCUUGGCCCAGGCCGAGUGCCGUCUGCUGGGGGAGGUGGUGGCUCUGUCUCGGGGGGUGGCGUCCGAGCUGGACGCAGUGGAGAUCAGGAGGAACAGCCGGGAAGACGCCGCGGGUUGCGCCGAUGUGCUCCGCCGACAGGAGGUGGUAACGGGGGACAUGUCCCGCCUGUCGGUGCGUCCCAUGGACAUAGAACGAGCCCCCCUGAGGAGGAGCGGACGACCGUCCAAGUCAGUGGACGUGACAGACAGCGCGGGCCACUGGCAUCCCGCCAGCAAGCCGGUUCUGAGGGCCUCCCUCAGCCUCCGCAAGGAGCCGCUGUUCGUGGACACUGAGGAGGACAUGAAGGACGAGAUCAUCAGGCCAAACACCUCGCUGUUCUCCGUCGCCGCCCCGCCCUCCUACAGCCCCGUGGCCGAGUUCUUCCCCAUCCAGUCGCCCCCAUCCGAGCCCUAUUCCUAUCACUUGUCCUCGCUGGACGAAAUCGACCUAUACACGGAGAGGGGACUGGGCGGGCGUCAGACGCCCUCCAGGCCGCCAAGCAGAGAGCCGCGGGAAGCCCGGGACGGCUGGACUGUUAAGAGUCAUGGAAUGAAGUGUCAGGGGUGCGGUCAAGGGUGCCCAAACCUCUCCUCGUGUCAGAGCUGUGAUAUGAUCCUGUGCCCUUCCUGUCACACCAGCGACCCGGCCCCCUGUUGCGGCUAUCAGGACUACCCCAAAACCUCGCGCCCCUCGGACGGAUACGUUCCCAUGAAAGAGAAGCUGUCCGUCUACUCCAACACCCACUCCCACGUGCACCCCCAUCCGCCCCCUCACUCUCACCCUCAGCUGGCAGACAAACCCAUGUUGAGCACCAAGCUGUUUCCUAGCAAGCCCGUCGCCAUGGUUCCCACCUCCAGCGCCGCCCCCAUCAGCAGCGAGAGGAUGAGCGUGGGCGGCUCGCGCUGCGGGUUCUGUAACAAGCCGGGCGCCACGCACACCUGCGUUAACUGUUCCAAGGUUUCCUGCGACCAGUGCAUGAACCUGUAUGCCAGUGACAUGUGCACCCGCAAAAACCCCAACCACAACUUCAUGCCAAACCACCAGCUCAACUUCAAGUCCAGUACCAUAUCACACCUGGUCUAUCGAUAGGCAAGCACAUGCCCCGGGCGUGCGCUGUCUGUCUCUCCUCCCUCUGCUUUCUCUCUAUCUCGUCUCUCUCUCUCUCUCUCUCUCUCUCUCUCUCUGUCUUUCACUUUCAAGGUUUUGACAGCUCUGGAAUGCAUACAGCAUCAGUGAAGCAGCAAAUCUCCUCCAAUCUAGUUCACUGCAGCUUUUUUUUUUCCUCUCUCUCUCUUUUUCCUUCCUUCUUUCUUCCUCUUAUCGCUCUCCAUUUACGCUUGCUCGGUCAUGUGAUCUUGUAGUUCUUCCUUCCCCUCUGAGUCUAACUUUACUUCUGGUGAAAUUAAAGAAGAAAACAAACAAACAAACAAACAAACAAAAACACGAAAGAACAAAACGGAAAAGCCGCUCGGCUUGAACUUGGUUGCCCCAAACUUGAUGUUCGUCUUCUGAAAACUCUGGCUUCACCUUUGUAGGAUCAUCCCCAUCUAGGACACUUCAGCAAAAACUUUCCUG
Chanos chanos (milkfish) is the source of this 2279-nucleotide messenger RNA. RefSeq names its product spermatogenesis associated 2 (gene spata2). The coding region runs from base 159 to 1793 and encodes 544 amino acids. Gene Ontology annotation, biological process: regulation of tumor necrosis factor-mediated signaling pathway; protein K63-linked deubiquitination; protein linear deubiquitination. The transcript has 2 exons. NCBI's taxonomy places the organism in Eukaryota, Metazoa, Chordata, Actinopteri, Gonorynchiformes, Chanidae. The record is from RefSeq and is a predicted model, not a curated record. Gene Ontology annotation, cellular component: cytoplasm.